This is a messenger RNA of Trypanosoma rangeli, 735 nucleotides long. Its product is annotated as fatty acid transporter protein. The coding region runs from base 1 to 735 and encodes 244 amino acids. Gene Ontology annotation, molecular function: long-chain fatty acid-CoA ligase activity; long-chain fatty acid transmembrane transporter activity. The transcript has a single exon. The record is from RefSeq and is a predicted model, not a curated record. Lineage: Eukaryota; Euglenozoa; Kinetoplastea; Trypanosomatida; Trypanosomatidae.
AUGGGGUUCGUCACGUUUGUGGAUCGCGUCGGCGACACGUUUCGCUGGAAGGGCGAGAACGUGUCGACGACGGAAGUGAUGAAUGCCAUGAACAAGGUGGUGGGGGACACGGCCUCCGUGCAGGAGGCGGUCGUGUACGGCGUCAGCGUCCCCCACCACGAGGGACGGGCUGGGAUGGCGCAGUUGACGCUCACGCCGCUGGGGGAGGCCCGCGUGCGUUCCGCAGCCGCUGCAAGAGAGACUGGCGCCAACGCUCUGCGGAUGACCCUUCAGGACGAGAAACGGUUCCUGCAGAACGAACUGUACGGUCUGCUCACUGGGGCGAAGGGUGGCUCUGCCGCGCUACCAAGCUACGCCGUCCCCGUAAGCGUGCGCAUAGACGAGGAAACGGUGGAGCAUGGAGGUAAAGGUGAGCAACCACGAACGCAAGAAACUCGUGCGUCACCGGAGAGUGGCGGGUCAUUCAGACAAACAGACUCUAGUCUGGCCACUGACAAGGCACGCACCACCACUUUCAAGUACCGUCGACACAUGCUUGUCGGCGAGGGCUACAGGUUCGCCAUCUGCUUUGAUGAGUUGGCUUCAUCGCGGGUGUACGUUUUGGUGACAAAGCGAGGCCUCUUGACUACAGUGGGAGUGGAGCCGGUCCCUCCGUCUCUUUCCUGCGGCUAUGUGCCGUUGAAUGCAAAAACCGUCAGUGUCCUUGGUGAGGAUUUGCAGAGCUGCGGGUGGUAA